Iphiclides podalirius (scarce swallowtail) is the source of this 912-nucleotide messenger RNA. The record is from the annotation of a GenBank genome assembly. Lineage: Eukaryota; Metazoa; Arthropoda; Insecta; Lepidoptera; Papilionidae.
AUGCAGGUUCGGGUAUCGAGGUUCAUCCCUCAUGACCCGGGUAUCUUCGCGGAGGCCGCUCUGGACUCCCGGAGGUUGGCGCCUAAAGACGUGACGGAAUACGUGCGUCUUAAAAAUGACGCACCGAUGAAGUGGGCUCGGUUUCGGAUGAUCGUCGGUCUUCACGGGGGCGGAGAGGACGGCGCGAGGGCGUCGACUCUGUCCUCUGAGUGUCCGCAAAAUGCAGCUUUCUUUGCUCGCUGGCGUCGCUGGGGCAUCACGGCCGCAGCGCCUGCGGCGGUGGCUUCUUAUGCUGUUCCCGGCUGGGUUCGCUGGUGGUUGCAGUGUCGUUACAACACUUUCCUACGAGCGAACAAGGCGGUGCUUCGGCGUGGUGGUCCGAUCCACGCAGGCUGGAGCAGUCAGCGGCCGGCCGAUGAGGAAAUGAGCGGGUGUGAGAGGUUGCAGCUCCUAAGCAGUGAAGAAUUGGGUGACCGCAAGCCUAGCCAGUUCCUUCGCCAUUUACGCAGCCUAGGCGGAAAUGACAUCCCGGACGAUUUUUUAAGGUCACUGUGGUCAUACCGGCUACCUAACUACAUCCAGGCUAUUAUAGCUACCCAAGACCAUUCUAGUCUGGACGAAGUGGCUCAAUUGGCGGACAAAAUCGUGGAGGUUACACCGCAGACUCCCCUGCAACAAGUGGCAGCAACUUCAACGCCAUUAGAAGAGCUACAUAAGAAGAUUGACAUGCUCACGCAAAGAUUAGAUGCAAUCUCAAUGUCUAGUCAACGAUACCACGUCGGGGUCACCACUUCUAGGAACAUAGACCUUAUAGCAAUCGCGCGGCCGACGGCAGACACCCUUCCAGUCACGUACGCAGAAUCACUGACGUCCAGCGAAAAUCCGACGAUGCACGAAGGCGCCCGAGCGUAU